Molecule: messenger RNA, 3039 nt
Organism: Amphiprion ocellaris (clown anemonefish)
Lineage: Eukaryota; Metazoa; Chordata; Actinopteri; Pomacentridae
Gene: wrap53
Product: WD repeat containing, antisense to TP53
Exons: 10
Coding region: 1-1671 (556 amino acids)
Biological process (GO): Cajal body organization
Cellular component (GO): Cajal body
Molecular function (GO): protein binding; RNA binding
Source: RefSeq, a predicted model, not a curated record
AUGUCUGACUCAGCUGGAGGAGGUGAAAGCGGAGGUGUUGCAGGUGCAGGGCAGGACUCAGAAGCUGAUAAUGAGCCCCCUCAACAGGCCCCACCUUUACUACCUGAGGGUGACAGCUUAGAAGUACGGGAGACAUCAGAGGACGGGGACCCACCAUCUGCCAAGCGGUCCAGGAUGAGUGAGGAGGAACAGGGGCUGGGGCAGGUUAAGGUGCAUGAAGAAAUACCAGCACAGGCUGACUUGCUGCCAGAAGACCCAGCCCCACCAGAGCAAAGAACGGGAGAACUACUGCAGUGUAUGGAGGAAAGUCGUAGAGGGGAAGAGGUCACAGCCACUGGGGAAGGUGACGAAAAAUGUCAUCAGAAUGGAGCUCAAGGACAUGAUGGCUCCUUAGAAGGAGAGACGAAACCAGAGGAGGAGCACAACGGUAACGGAUCUGCAGACAGCCCCAGUGACGGACAACAGCUUGGAUUAGACUUUAGCCAGAACCCUCAGAUGCUGACUGGUGCCUGGACUGAGUACUCCAACUUUCCAGAGAAUUACCUUAAAGGCUGCAAAUGGGCCCCUGAUGGUUCUUGUAUCCUGACCAACAGCGCAGACAAUGUGCUCCGUGUGUACAACCUCCCUCCAGAGAUUUACAGCUACAACUGGGACUUGCUUCCUGAGAUGAGUCCAGUGCUGAGGAUGGCUGAAGGAGACACCAUCUACGACUACUGCUGGUACCCCAAGAUGAACUCGUUGGAGCCAGACACAUGCUUUCUGGCCAGCAGUAGCCGUGACAACCCAGUCCAUGUGUGGGAUGCGUUUUAUGGCGAGGUGCGAGCCAGUUUCCGACCCUACAAUCACCUGGAUGAGCUGACAGCAGCUCAUUCCCUCUGCUUCUCGCCAGAUGGAGCUCAGCUCUACUGCGGCUUUGACAAAACAGUCAGGGUUUUCUACACAGAGCGUCCUGGCAGAGACUGUGAAGAGCGGCCAACUGUAGUGAAAAAGCAAGGCCAGAGUGGCAUCAUCUCCUGCUUUGGCUUCAGCCCCUGCCAGUCUGUUUACGCCUGUGGCUCUUACUCCCGCUGUGCUGGCCUCUACUCCUGCCAAGACGGCACCCUGCUGGCUCUGCUGCCGACCCGCCACCACGGAGGCCUCACCCAUCUGCUCUUCUCCCCUGAUGGCAACUACCUGUACACCGGCGGGCGCAAGGAUCCUGAAAUCCUGUGCUGGGACCUAAGAGAGCCUGGAAAAGUUGUGUUUUCUCUUAAGAGGAAUGUGGCCACUAAUCAGCGCAUCUACUUUGACCUAGACCAGUCCGGCAGGUACCUACUGAGUGGAGACACAGAGGGAGUGGUGUCAGUAUGGGACACCCACACAGCUCCUCCUGAUGGGAACGAAGAACUGCUGCAACCUCAGCUCAGGUUCCAGGCGUACUGGGACUGUACCAACGGCAUCAGUAUCCAUCCCUUCAUGCCACUGCUGGCGACAUCCAGCGGCCAGCGGCAGUUCCCGUGGCCGGGCGACAGCGAGGGCGACUCGGCCUCCGACACCGAGGGAGGCGGUGCGGUGAUGUCGCAGCAGGAGGUCCGGCAAGACAACGCCCUGACGCUGUGGUGGGCCGGACCUCUCGGCCCUGCCGCCGAGGAGAACCGAGACCACAACACGGCGGCGGCGGAGGAAACCUGAAGCUCUGUUAGUUCAGCCAGUCGACACAAAUUGAGUUACACUUGCCAUGUGAUAUUUCUUUGUGGAAUGUUUGGUGUGCGUACAGCUAAUUAUGGGUCAGUCAUAUUCUUCUUUCCGCCAGCAGAAACAGGAAGGUAGAAAAGCAUCACUGGAUUGGUUUACAUUCUACACAUUUACAGUCCAAAUAUAUUUAGACUAGAUUCAAUUAAGUCUUAACAUAUCACCUGCAAGUUUACAGUCUGCACAGACACCGUACUCUCACUUUCUGACUUAAAGGAUUAAGAAGUGUUUCACAUUGAGACAGUACAAAACAGACCUUCAGCGGUCUGUGUCGGAAGACUAGACGUGGUUUUAAUGCCAAUUUGGUGAAAAGGAAUUGCCAAGGUUAUGGUUUAAAGCAAGGAGGUUUUUUUCAAAACCUUUCUCAGGCUGAGAUAAGAGGUGAGUUAUGUAAAGAGUGGAUACAGAGCCAAAUUUCCUUUUUGUUUACCUUUCUUAUUUAAUAGGGAGUCUCCAUCCUGAAAUGGAUCAGUUUAGUUGAAGUGAAAGCCUCGUUGUGAAGCGGCUCAGCAUCUCCAGUCUGAGUGGUGUCUGUGGGAGUGUUUGUGUUCGUGGCUGUAAUGCUGCCCCUGAGAUUCCUCACUGCUCUAGUUACAGUAAGUGCCAUUUGUUCUGAAGCUUUGCUUUUGUAAACCGAGGGGAUCUCCUGUUUUUACCUUGUUUUUUAAAGUACCAGAUGCACCGAGUCGUGUCGCUCUGUGCAUGCCCACAAAUGUAUAUUUUUGUAAAGCCGUGAGGACGAUUCUAAUUUUCGAAUGUAUACUCUAUAAGCAGCUCGCUCGAUUACUGUAACUUCAUAACAAUCUGUGAACGUCUUUAGUUAGUGGGGUGCAAAUGGAGUGUCUUAUUUUUUUCUACGGAUUGUGGUCAGAUUACAUUUGUACCCAUGUGAGUGGUGACACCGCAGCACAAAACGUGUUUGAAUAGUUAAUACCGCAGUGAUUUGUUCAGCGCUUAUGUUGCCAUCAGUGGGGUGUGCUUUGCUGUUAGAGUCUCUUUGCAGGUUGGUCAGAAGCUCAGCACGCUCCAGACAAAGCCUUGUAUCCUUAGACACAAAAAAAUCAAUGAAUUUUUGAAGCCUCUGCUCAUUCACUUGUUGGAGCUCAAAUUCUUUGCCAAGCAAUAGCAGCUAUGAGUUUUGUAGCUAAUGUUGCACCAAACUAAUUUUCGCGCCACCAGGAAACAUUAGGAACCGCACCGGCCUUGAAGAUGUCAAAUCAGUCUCUAGAUAGACAGCUCUGUCUGCAACAGGUGGUUUUCUGGUGAUUUGAUUCAAGCUGGAGUGCAUUAAAAGCGUAUCUCAACAUA